AUGUCAUUUGAAUGUAAUUGCAGAUAUGUUGGAUUCUACAAGGGAGUGCAAAGUGCAGGGGCUGCAGUUGCUUGGCAAGUUGAUUCACACGAAGUUCCAUUGCUUAACCAGUUGAUUGUGAAUUGGUCACUCACUACAGUGAGUUAUCCAUUGCUUGCCAUCCUAGUCAUGCUUGCUGUCAAGGACGAUAAGCAGGAUGAAGAGGCAUCUGUUAACCCUGCAUCUAUGGAUAACAAUAGCAAACCAGUUUAUAAGAGCUGGCAAUUCAAAACCAAUGAAAUCUUCUCUAAUUUUGAGCAAAUGAAAAUUCAGGUUUCGCAGAGCAAGAAGAAUUUUCGUGCUAGCUUGUAA
Messenger RNA from Dovyalis caffra, 351 nucleotides. The record is from the annotation of a GenBank genome assembly. NCBI's taxonomy places the organism in Eukaryota, Viridiplantae, Streptophyta, Magnoliopsida, Malpighiales, Salicaceae.